Molecule: messenger RNA, 1279 nt
Organism: Olea europaea var. sylvestris
Lineage: Eukaryota; Viridiplantae; Streptophyta; Magnoliopsida; Lamiales; Oleaceae
Product: ER membrane protein complex subunit 2-like
Exons: 9
Coding region: 220-1080 (286 amino acids)
Biological process (GO): protein folding in endoplasmic reticulum
Cellular component (GO): EMC complex
Molecular function (GO): protein binding
Source: RefSeq, a predicted model, not a curated record
CUCAAACAAGAUGAGCCUAAACUAAAGGUUUAAGACCAGCUACACGUGCGAACUUCCCUAACGUUAAAGUGGUGACGUCUACAAGCGAUUCUAAAUUCCUCUCCCCUUCAAACGACAGAUCCAACAUUCCGCCGGCUUCGCGAUUACUACAACAUAGUCAGUUCGCAGUAAUCUACAUACAUCUAGAGAGGGUUUGUAACGGUGUGGGAUAGAGGAAAGAUGGUGAGCAAAACAGAGGAAGAACACGUGAAUAGAUUGGAGAGCCAAGUGGAAAAUGGAGGAGGAGGCGAGUGGGAGUACCUCUGUCUCGUCAGAAAGCUCAAGCUUCGGCGCUCUUUUAAUGUGUUGAAGUAUGGCUUGUCGAUCCUUAACAACCCCAAAAAGCGAUCUGCUCUUGGCCCUGAAGAAUGGACUUUGUACGAGCAAGUGGCCGUUACAGCUAUGGAUUGCCAGCAUCUUGAUUUGGCAAAGGAUUACAUAAAGGUUUUAGCGGAAAAGUUUCCAGAGAGUAAAAGGGUUGGUAGGCUGGAAGCAUUAUUGCUUGAAGCCAAGGGUUUAUACGAAGAGGCAGAAAAAGCUUACUCGAGCCUUUUGGAGGACAAUGAGCUUGAUCCGGUAAUUCACAAGAGGAGGGUAGCCCUGGCAAAGGCACAAGGCAAUAUUUCCGGGGCAAUUGAGUUGCUCAACAAAUAUCUCGAAAUAUUCAUGGCAGAUCAUGAUGCGUGGAGGGAACUAGCUGAAAUCUAUGUAUCCCUACAAAUAUUUAGGUCUGGCAAAUUGCUUGAGCUACUAAUUGUGCUCUACACUUUUGGAGGAGUCGAAAAUCUUCAUAUGGCAAAGAAGUAUUAUGCGUCUACCACAGACUUAACCGGUGGCAAGAAUACCAGAGCGCUUUUUGGUCUAUGUUUGUGCACUUCUGCCAUUGAGCAACUGACUAAAGGGCGUAAUAAGGACGAUAAGGAGAAUUCGCAACUGGCAUCUCUGUCCGCGACAGCUUUGGGAAAAGACUACGAGCAGAGAGCUCCCAACAAAGUUUCCUUGCUUGCUUCCACUUUAAAAAGCUUGAAACUGUCGUCUUAACUAUCAAUUUAAUCUGUCCAAAUAUUCCCCUUUCAUUUUGACUUCUGGAUAAAUGACUAUUUGGAUCAUAGUAUCAUGGAAAAACGCUCGAGAGUACAUUAAACUUUGAGUCACUCCUUUGCUCGUUCAACUCUCUAAUAUAAUUGGAGAGAACUCUGUUUAAUUUUGAAUCAAGUCCAUAAUGUUAAUUUUUUAGGCA